Striga asiatica is the source of this 1011-nucleotide messenger RNA. The record is from the annotation of a GenBank genome assembly. Lineage: Eukaryota; Viridiplantae; Streptophyta; Magnoliopsida; Lamiales; Orobanchaceae.
AUGGCCGCCUUAAAAUCAUCGGCAUUACUCUUAAACCCUUCGAUUCGUUCCUCUUACUCGACAGAUUCGAAACAGAAAACCAACAUCCCAAAAUCGAAUACAAUACCCAAAAUAUUCCAUUCAGGACUUCCGACACCGAUUCGUUCCUCUUACUCGACAAAUUCGAAGCAAAAAACUAACAUCUCAAAAUUGAAUACAAUACCCAAAAUACCCCUCUCAAGACUUCUAUCCCCGAUUCGUUCCUCUUACUCCACAAAUUCAGAGCAGAAAACCAACAUCCUGAAAUUAAAUACAGUACCCAAAAUACCCCUUUCCGAACAUCUGACCACCGAAAGGCGGCCAACCAGUCCUUUCACCACCACCACCACCAACAAAACAGUCACCACGAAAAUCGAGACCGGCAAAAAACCCGACCCGACAAUCGUGGCCAAACUCUACGCUAUAAUCGAGGCCAUAGCAGAUCGAGUCGAGAUGCACAGGAACGUGGAGGACCAGCGUAACAACUGGAACACCCUCAUGCUCACCUCCAUCAACUCCCUCACACUCUCCGCCGCCCUCAUCACCGCCGGAGCCGCCACCGGCGGCGGUGGAGCGGCGGCGGCCGCCGCCAUGUACGUGGCAGCAGCCGGGAUGCUUUCAAUCGUGAACAAAAUCCAGCCGUCCCAGCUGGCGGAGGAGCAGAGGAACGCGGCCCGAUUAUUCGAGCAGCUCGGGAAUCGGAUCCGAACCGUUGUCUCGAUGGGAAAUCCUUCGCCGGAAAAUGUGGCGGAGAUGACGGAGAAGGUGAUGGCGCUCGACCGGGCUUACCCGCUGCCAUUGCUAGGCGGGGCCAUGCUGGAGAAAUUUCCGGGUCGGGUCGAGCCCGCGGUGUGGUGGCCGCCGGAAAAGGAGGAGGAGAAAAAGAGGGGAAAAUGGGGUGGUUUGCCGGAGAAGGAGAAGAACGGGUGGGACGGGAGACGUGAGUUUGACUCGUUUAAUAAACAAGCCGAGCUCAAGAUCGGGCUCGUUUAG